AUGAGUCGCUGCAUCUCCCCUGUCACCCGGGGCCACCCAGCCCAUGCCUUGCUGGCAGACUUGGAGUCCACCACCUCCCACAUCUCCAAACGGCCCGUGUUCUUGUCUGAGGAGACCCCCUAUGCAUAUCCAACUGGAAAUCACACCUACCAGGAGAUUCCCGUGCCACCCCCGGUCCCCCCACCCCCGUCCAGUGAGGCCCUCAAUGGCACCGUCCUGGACCCUUUAGACCAGUGGCAGCCCAGUGGUCCCCGGUUUAUCCACCAGCAGCCUCCUUCCCCAUCUUCCGUGUCUGUGUCUGGCUCCAGUGCCCCCAUCCCCCAGAGCAGUCUCAGCUCUCCGUGCUCCCGAGUGGGUGAGGAGGAGCACGUCUACAGUUUCCCCAACAAGCAGAAGUCGGCUGAGCCUUCUCCCACCGUGAUGAGCUCCUCCCUGGGCAGCAACCUCUCAGAACUUGACCGCCUGCUGCUGGAGCUGAACGCCGUGCAGCAUAACCCCGCCGGCUUCCCUGCAGAUGAGGCCAACUGCAGCCCUCCAUUGCCUGCGGCCCUGAGCCCACACUACGGUGUCCCGGAGAACAACACCCCCCUGGGAGGCAAAACUGGCCCCCUGACAAAAGAGAAGCCCAAGCGGAAUGGGGGUCGGGGCCUGGAAGACGUGAGACCCAGUGUGGAGAGCCUUCUGGACGAACUCGAGAGCUCUGUGCCCAGCCCCGUCCCCGCCAUCACUGUGAACCAGGGUGAGAUGAGCAGCCCGCAGCGUGUUACCGCCAGCCAGCAGCAGACACGCAUCUCAGCCUCCUCGGCCACCCGGGAGCUAGAUGAACUGAUGGCCUCACUGUCGGAUUUCAAGAUCCAGGGCCUGGAGCAAAGAACAGACGCAGAGCUGUGCUGGGUGGCCGGCUGGGCUCCGGAUGACAGGCAGAGCAGUCCAGGGCAAGACAAGGGAGGGUUCAUGGCCCAGGGGAGGGCUGGGAGCAGCUCUCCCCCUGGGGGCACCCCAAAGCCCGGAAGCCAGCUGGACAGCAUGCUGGGAAGUCUCCAGUCUGACCUGAACAAACUGGGGGUGGCCACGGUUGCCAAAGGGGUAUGCGGAGCCUGCAAGAAGCCCAUCGCCGGGCAGGUGGUGACCGCCAUGGGGAAGACGUGGCACCCGGAGCACUUUGUCUGCACCCACUGCCAAGAGGAAAUCGGCUCCCGGAACUUCUUUGAGCGGGACGGCCAGCCCUACUGUGAAAAGGAUUACCACAACCUGUUCUCUCCGCGCUGCUACUACUGUAAUGGGCCCAUCCUGGAUAAAGUUGUGACAGCCCUUGACCGGACGUGGCACCCUGAACACUUCUUCUGUGCGCAGUGUGGGGCCUUCUUUGGUCCUGAAGGGUUCCAUGAGAAAGACGGCAAGGCCUACUGUCGGAGGGAUUACUUUGACAUGUUUGCACCCAAGUGUGGCGGCUGUGCCCGGGCCAUCCUGGAGAACUACAUCUCGGCCCUCAGCACCCUAUGGCACCCUGAGUGCUUUGUGUGCCGGGAGUGCUUCACGCCCUUCGUCAACGGCAGCUUCUUCGAGCAUGAUGGGCAACCCUACUGCGAGGUGCAUUACCACGAGCGGCGCGGCUCACUCUGUUCCGGCUGCCAGAAGCCCAUCACCGGCCGCUGCAUCACCGCCAUGGCCAAGAAGUUCCACCCCGAGCACUUCGUGUGUGCCUUCUGCCUCAAGCAGCUCAACAAGGGCACCUUCAAGGAGCAGAACGACAAACCUUACUGUCAGAACUGCUUCCUCAAGCUCUUCUGCUAG
Messenger RNA from Chrysochloris asiatica (Cape golden mole), 1794 nucleotides. It is a transcript of the gene PXN, whose product is annotated as paxillin. Bases 1 to 1794 code for a protein of 597 amino acids. Lineage: Eukaryota; Metazoa; Chordata; Mammalia; Afrosoricida; Chrysochloridae. The transcript is spliced from 12 exons. Gene Ontology annotation, biological process: transforming growth factor beta receptor signaling pathway; endothelial cell migration; substrate adhesion-dependent cell spreading. The record is from RefSeq and is a predicted model, not a curated record.